AGCCCCCUUUCAGUUGGAGUUUUGCUGUUCACUUGUGCGGUAACGUUUUCCUGUUGGAAAUUUAAAGCACUUGGCGUACUCUAGCGCCUGUCCUUUCUUAAAAGUCUCUCUCCAAGUACAUUUUGCAAUUUUAAUUAAUUUUAAAUAAAGCGUGUUGUGCUUAACAAAAAGAAACGAAAUGGGUCAAAUUAGGAAGGCUACUUCUGCGUUGAGCAAACUGUUUGUUUGCGGCGCUCUCAAGUACGGACAGCCAAGCAACUCUAUCUUGGCCAGCAGCGGCAAUGGUUAUGCCAACUUUUGGUGCAAAGCAACAACCACACAAAAGAUGCCGCUUGUGAUUGCCACACGCUAUAACAUUCCAUUUCUAUUGAAUAAGCCGGGCGUGGGCUAUUAUGUAACAGGUGAGAUCUAUGAGGUGGACAAUCGCAUGCUCAACUCCCUGGACACUCUAGAGGAUUGCCAGGAUAUUUAUACGCGAGAAAUACAGGAUAUGAACAUUGGCGUUGGUGAGGGUACUGUGCCGUGUUGGGUUUAUAUGCUCCAAAAGUACCCGGAAAAAUUGCUCUCAUUGCCAUAUUUGUCCAGCUAUGAGAAUAGCUCAACGCAUCCUUAUAUUAUGCGCCAUCGACGCACGCACAAGCAUCCUGCACAGGACGAUCUUAGCUAUGAGGCUCAAAACUAAACUAUACGCCUCCAAUUAUUUUAUAACUUAACGGUAGCUGCAUUUAUAGAAAGUAUAAGUUGAUAAUAAUAUGUACAUGCAUACAUAUGUGCAUGAUAUGCAAUUACUUAAAUGAUAUAUUACACUAUGUAGUUUGUAAUUUUGUAAGUUUGGAUAAAAUAAACAAAAUGCCAUGCAAUAAG
Molecule: messenger RNA, 864 nt
Organism: Drosophila busckii
Lineage: Eukaryota; Metazoa; Arthropoda; Insecta; Diptera; Drosophilidae
Gene: Tina-1
Product: troponin C-akin-1 protein
Exons: 3
Coding region: 179-682 (167 amino acids)
Molecular function (GO): gamma-glutamylaminecyclotransferase activity
Source: RefSeq, a predicted model, not a curated record